AUGAGUUCUGAUUCAUCGUCUCGUGCUCAGUCCGACGAGGAAAUAUCACAUUCUUCUUCCGAAGAAGAGGUACCUCCCGCUCCCACCGGAUGGGAUGUAGCGGGUUUCGCCAACAACCCAAUCAACAACUAUAUCUCCCGCCGCAUACAAAGCGAGAUCGCUCGAAUGCAGCAGCCACCCCCCCAACGGCCAAUCCGCCGGCGGCGCCGAUACAUCCCUCGCAACCACACUGGUGCGCACGAUCGGCUGUUCGCCGAUUAUUUCGCGGAGGAACCACGUUAUCCGGCAGAUGUAUUUCGUCGCCGGUUCAGAAUGCGCCGCUCCCUCUUCCUGCGCAUUGUUAAUGCGUUGUCCGCGCGUUACCCCGAGUUCCGGCUCCAGCGAGACGCAGCAGGGAAGCCCGGACUAUCGCCCCUACAGAAAUGCACUGUUGCCAUCCGGCAGUUGGCAUAUGGAGGGUCCGCCGACAUGUUCGAUGAGUAUACGCAAUGCGGCGAGACGGACGGCAGCGAGUGCACUGAAGAAUUUCUGUCGGGGCGUGCGAGAAGAUAUUUGGGGAGCACUACCUUCGCUCGCCGGGCGCAGGUGGCUGCCAGUUCCUCUUGCGGAUUGGCCUUUGGAGGACCCACGGCUUUCCGGGGAUGCUCGGCGGCAUCGCGGAUCAACGGAUUAGGCCCCUCCAUCGAAUUCACGGCCAAUGGCAAUGUGCAUAACAUGGGGUACUACCUGGCUGACGGCAUCUAUCCGCAAUGGCCCGUGUUUCUGAAGACGAUCAGAUGCCCACUCGGAGAUAGAAGAAGGUAUUUUGCCCGAGCGCAAGAGUCUGCGCGCAAGGAUGUGGAGAGGGCAUUUGGGGUGCUCCAAUCGCGAUUUGCACUGGUAAAGGGUCCGACGCGCUUUUUCUACCAGGGGGAUAUUGCCGAUAUCAUGUAUGCGUGCAUCAUCAUGCAUAACAUGAUCAUCGAAGAUGAACACGAAGGCGUCCUCGACGUCACCAACGACCCAAGUGUUGCAUCAUCGAGUCACGGUGUCUCAACCGAGUCCGCCCGCCAGGGUGUACCGCACAACGAACAUGAACGGUUCCAGGCGUUCAUGGACAUACACCAGAAGGAGGCCCAUCAAGCACUACAACACGAUAUCAUCGAAGAAUUCAUUCCUGGAUUGCGCGCGCAACCCGUCAUUGUAACUGGCGACAAAUCAAUUAUAUAUAUGAAGUCCACAUUCAUUACAUAG
Molecule: messenger RNA, 1233 nt
Organism: Salvia hispanica
Lineage: Eukaryota; Viridiplantae; Streptophyta; Magnoliopsida; Lamiales; Lamiaceae
Source: RefSeq, a predicted model, not a curated record